This is a messenger RNA of Cydia splendana, 1957 nucleotides long. It is a transcript of the gene RanGAP, whose product is annotated as ran GTPase-activating protein 1. The record is from RefSeq and is a predicted model, not a curated record. Gene Ontology annotation, biological process: nucleocytoplasmic transport; signal transduction; activation of GTPase activity. Gene Ontology annotation, cellular component: nucleus; cytosol; perinuclear region of cytoplasm. The transcript has 13 exons. Bases 105 to 1949 code for a protein of 614 amino acids. Gene Ontology annotation, molecular function: GTPase activator activity; small GTPase binding. Lineage: Eukaryota; Metazoa; Arthropoda; Insecta; Lepidoptera; Tortricidae.
ACCAAACAAAAAAUUAAAAAAUAUCCGUUAAGAGUGCCUUUUGAGUGUAUUGAUUUGAUGUUUUAAUAGUUUUUACGAUUAUUUAUUAAUAAUUAAGUUAUAAAAUGUCGACAUUUGAUUUAAAAUCGUUCAGUUCUGCUUUAAACGAAACAAACAAAGUACAAAGUGGUGUUGAUUUCACUGGAAAAUCGCUUAAAUUGGACACUGAGAAAGAUGCCAAAGACAUUGUAGCAGCCAUCUCAGCAUGCCCCGACCUGUAUUACCUGACGCUGACGGGCAACACACUUGGCGUGGCUGCGGCUGAAGCCAUCGCCAAGGCCCUGGAGUCCCACCCUGAGCUGAAAGUGGCCCGCUGGUCAGAUAUGUUCACUGGGCGGAUGAAGACGGAGAUUCCGCCUGCUCUAAAAGCGCUUGGAGACGGUAUGAUUGCCGCUGGCGCCCGUCUCAAAGUCCUGGACCUGAGCGACAACGCUUUCGGCCCCAUCGGCGUCGAGGGCCUCGCUAAGCUGCUGCAGAGUGAAGUCUGCUCUGAGCUGGAGGAGCUCCGCCUAAACAACAACGGUCUGGGCAUCACGGGAGCCCGGCUGCUAGCCAAGGCGCUGUGUUCGCGGCCCCCCAAGCUGCGAGUGUUCAUAGCCGGCAGGAACCGGCUCGAGAAUGAUGGCGCCACUGCUCUGGCGAAAGUCUUCGAGAAAAUGGGAUCCCUCGAGGAAGUAGCGAUGCCACAGAACGGAAUAUACCAUGUUGGUAUAUCGGCUCUGUCGCAGGCCUUCAAGCAGAACCCACAGCUGAGCUGUCUCAACCUUAACGACAACACCAUCGGGCCUAAAGGGGCUGAGGCCGUCGCAGAAGCCCUGCCCAGAUUAAAAAACCUAAAAGCGAUCAACUUCGGCGACUGCCUGCUCAAGAGUAAAGGCGCGCGGACACUCGCCAAAGCAUUCAAAGACAACUCUACACUCUUAGAGUGCCUAGAUCUGAGCCACAAUGAGAUCGGUCGCGCGGCAUGCAAAGAGCUGGUGGACGCCAUCACGGUACUACCAGACAGCGGCGAGCGGCUGUCACGCGUUGUUCUAGCUGGCAACAGCCUUGGGAACGCGGCGAGUAAAAAGAGUAUGAAGGCGCAACUCGGGACCGCCGGAGAACUCACAGACGACGAAGGGGAGAGCGGAGACGAGGACGACGAUGAUGAUGAUGACGAAGGCACAGAAUCAGAAGAAGAAUCAGACGGAGAGUCCCAAGACGAAGAAAACACAGAGGAUAGCGCAACAGAAGACGCGCAACACAGCGUCAACACGACGGCGACAAGCAACAACAUCACUUUGGAUACAUCAGGCAUGGAGGAAGUGCGGAACGACGUAGAACGUUUCCUAAAAGAGCCCACGCUAGAGAACCUGGAACGACUAGGUUCGAACCCGGUGGAUGUCAUCGAAGCACACAUAGAGUCCAUACAAGACACAGAUGAGCUCCUAACCCUGUACGUGAACGCGACGCUAUCCGUCGCCGGCCUGUCUCUCAACAGCGACAAGGCUGGCGACGCGGCGCAGCAACUGUUCGCGAGGACUAUAGCUGCUGCUAACAAAAGGGCCGCUAGCUGGCCGCUCACUGAGAGGCUCUUAAGAGGACUGGCGCUUAUAAAGAACAGCGAUAUAGCUGGCGACGCGGCGCAGCAACUGUUCGCGAGGACUAUAGCGGCUGCUAACAAAAGGGCGGCUAGCUGGCCGCUCACUGAGAGGCUUUUAAGAGGACUGGCGCUUAUAAAGUCGGAGGAGAAGGCCCCGAUCCGCUGGCACCUCCCGGGCUGCUACGCCAGCCUCGCCCGCGCCCUCCCACAGCAGUUCCCGGCCGCACUCCGCAGCACACUACGCUUCUUCAUCGGCGCCAAGCUGGCCAACCUGCCUACAGAGCUGCGAGAGUCUCUACAGCAACACCCUGUGCUGUUACACGAGUAAUAUACGAG